UUACAGACAUCUCCCGCCAAAAUCAUCCCGUCUCCAUUUCUUAGCAGCUAUAUCGCCUUCACUUAAGUUUCUGCAAAAUCACAUUUUUUCUCCCUUUCUGCUUUCCAUCUUCAACAAUGGCGUCCGAUUCUUCUCCCCCAAAUACCCGCAAUGGUGGACCUUCAUCUCCCGACGAUUCAAUGUCUAGUCCGAUUGGAAAUACGUUCUCAUCUCCCGGAAACCCUACUCGCGGGAGAAGAACUCGUCGUUCAUCAACAUACGCGACUCCAUCUCCGUCUCAAACUCGAUUCCGCGCUCAAGAUCAGACUACUCCAACAGCAUCCGCAUCUCGUGGAAGACGAGGUAGAAGACGAGAUCCAGAAAUUUCUACACCUGUUGCUGCUACACCUUCGUUCACAGAUGAUAUUCCUCCGUCAUCGGAAGGUGGAGAAGGCGACCAAGCUGAAGAAUCACCGCCAAUGUUUGUAUGGGGGACGAAUAUUAGCGUGCAGGAUGUUAAUUCCGCUAUUGUACGAUUUCUUAGGCAUUUCCGUGAAAAUACAUCGGUAACAGACGGGAAGUACAUGAGGGCUAUUCAUGAAGUGAUUGAAAUUCAAGGUGAUUCACUUGAAGUUGAUGCACAUGAUGUAUUUGACUAUGAUUCUGACUUGUAUACGAAGAUGGUCCGAUAUCCGCUUGAAGUUCUUGCCAUCUUUGAUAUUGUAUUGAUGGAUAUUGUAAGUAGAAUCAGCCCUAUGUUUGAAAAGCACAUUCAAGCUAGGAUAUUCAACCUUAAAAGUUCAACAUCCAUGAGAAAUCUCAACCCUUCUGAUAUUGAGAAGAUGGUUUCCCUCAAAGGAAUGGUAAUUCGGUGCAGUUCGAUCAUACCUGAAAUCAGAGAAGCAUUGUUUAGAUGCCUUGUAUGUGGAUUCUUCUCUGACCCUAUUGUUGUAGAUCGAGGCCGUAUUAAUGAGCCUACAAUAUGUGGGAAACAAGAAUGUCUUGCCAAGAACUCUAUGGCCCUAGUUCAUAAUCGCUGCAGAUUUGCAGAUAAGCAAAUAAUGAGGUUGCAGGAGACACCAGAUGAGAUUCCUGAUGGAGGGACGCCACAUACAGUGAGCUUGUUGAUGCAUGAUAAACUGGUUGAUACUGGCAAACCUGGUGAUAGGAUAGAGGUUACUGGGAUUUAUAGAGCCAUGAGUGUACGACUUGGGCCAAUUCAUAGAACAGUGAAAUCUCUCUUCAAGACUUACAUAGAUUGUCUUCAUAUAAAGAAGACUGACAACUCAAGAAUGCAUACGGAUGAUCCAAUGGAUGUUGACAAAAUGUCAAGUGGAAAGGGAAAUGAAACUAUUUCUGAAGAGGAGUCAACACCUUCAAGUACUUUCUUGUCUGCUUCAAAGAUUGAACAGCUUAAAGAACUUUCAAAGCUGCCGGAUAUAUAUGAAAGACUGACUAGGUCUUUGGCACCAAACAUUUGGGAGUUGGAAGAUGUAAAGAAGGGUCUUCUUUGCCAGCUUUUUGGUGGAAAUGCGCUGACGCUAAAUUCUGGUGCUAGCUUCCGUGGUGACAUUAAUGUUCUUCUUGUUGGUGAUCCUGGUACUAGUAAAUCGCAGCUUCUUCAAUACAUACACAAACUAUCUCCUCGUGGCAUCUACACAAGUGGGAGAGGAAGUUCUGCUGUUGGAUUGACUGCUUAUGUAGCCAAAGAUCCUGAAACUGGAGAAACAGUUUUGGAGAGUGGAGCUUUGGUUCUGAGUGACAAAGGAAUUUGUUGUAUUGAUGAAUUUGAUAAAAUGUCUGAAAAUGCAAGGAGUAUGUUGCAUGAGGUGAUGGAGCAGCAAACUGUUUCUAUAGCAAAAGCUGGUAUAAUUGCAUCUUUGAAUGCCAGAACUUCAGUAUUGGCUUGUGCAAACCCUAGUGGAUCUCGUUAUAAUCCUCGUUUAUCAGUUAUAGACAACAUUCACCUGCCUCCCACACUCUUGACCAGGUUCGAUUUAAUCUACUUAAUUCUGGACAAGGCCGAUGAGCAGACAGACAGGCGUCUUGCAAAACACAUUGUUGCCUUGCACUUUGAAGAUACAGAGACAGCACAAAGUGAUGUAUUGGACAUCUCAACAUUGACUGCUUAUGUGAGCUAUGCUAGAAACAACAUUCAUCCAGAGCUGUCUGAUGAAGCUGCAGAAGAAUUGACAAGAGGUUAUGUAGAGAUGAGAAGAAGAGGAAACUUCCCUGGCAGUAGUAAAAAGGUGAUAACUGCGACACCCAGGCAACUUGAGAGUCUAAUAAGGUUAAGUGAAGCCCUUGCAAGAAUCCGUUUCUCAGAAAAGGUUGAGAAAAAUGAUGUAUUAGAGGCUUUUAGGCUUUUGGAUGUAGCACUUCAACAAUCUGCAACAGAUCACUCCACUGGAACAAUUGAUAUGGACCUGAUCACAACUGGGAUAUCAGCAAGUGAAAGGAUGAAAAGGGAAAAUGUAUUAUUGGCAACUCGAAAUUUGAUAAUGGACAAGUUGCAGAUUGGGGGAAACACGGCUCGUUUGUCGGAGUUACUUGAAGAAUUGAAGAAUCAGAAUUCUGGUACUGAAUACCAUAUUGGAGAUAUUCGGAACGCAAUUGCUACGUUGGCAACCGAGGGAUUAGUCGUUGCGCGAGGCGAUACAGUAAAAAGGAUAUGAUGAAAACUUGUUAGGUCAUAAUUUUAGUAUUGUUGAAGAUUUCAUAAUUUUGUUUAUGAAACUGGUUUGUCCUAAGAAUUUAGAAGACUUAUGUAAUCAUUUACUUGUGUUGAAGAUUUAAAGCUUGUUAGAUUUGGAAUUGUUUGGUUUAUUUUGUUGAAAAAAAGUAAAAUAUUCUUGUUCAA
This is a messenger RNA of Impatiens glandulifera, 2839 nucleotides long. Its product is annotated as DNA replication licensing factor MCM4. Gene Ontology annotation, molecular function: single-stranded DNA binding; single-stranded DNA helicase activity; ATP binding. The record is from RefSeq and is a predicted model, not a curated record. The transcript is spliced from 17 exons. The coding region runs from base 117 to 2654 and encodes 845 amino acids. Gene Ontology annotation, cellular component: nucleus; MCM complex. Gene Ontology annotation, biological process: DNA replication; mitotic DNA replication initiation; double-strand break repair via break-induced replication. NCBI's taxonomy places the organism in Eukaryota, Viridiplantae, Streptophyta, Magnoliopsida, Ericales, Balsaminaceae.